Molecule: messenger RNA, 1538 nt
Organism: Hipposideros armiger (great roundleaf bat)
Lineage: Eukaryota; Metazoa; Chordata; Mammalia; Chiroptera; Hipposideridae
Product: asialoglycoprotein receptor 1-like
Exons: 10
Coding region: 351-1289 (312 amino acids)
Source: RefSeq, a predicted model, not a curated record
AAGUCAGGGGAGCUCAAAAGAAGCAGGAAUAAAGGAGACACACCCUAGAGGAGGAGAGCAAAGUUGUUCCCAUAUCUAACUCCCCCAGUCACACAGCCUCUGCCUGUGUUCUGAUUAUUAUUUAUUGCUCAAAGUUGAGAAAAAGAAAGAUCCAGGAUUACAGACUUCUGGACUUUCAGACACAAAGACCAGCAGGACCUCAGCGCUUAUGUGACUCUUUUCUCAGUCACCUCGAUAUCACAGUUCAAGAUUUAGUUUUUUUCAACUCUGCUCAUUGCUGCACAACGAACCAAAGAAUCACAGCCUUCAGAAUUUGCACAGCUCUGACAGCCUCACAGUUUAGUUCAAGUAUGUCAAUGAAGUAUGAAAACUUCCAUUCCGUGGAGAGUGACAAGAAGAGCUGGUGGCUUAGAAAUGGGAUGUGUCCUCCCCAGCCCUUCCUGCAGCAUCUCUGCUCUGGAGCCCGCCCCCUCCUGUUCUGCCUGGGCCUCAGCCUUCUCCUGCUGGUCGGCAUCUGCGUGAUCGGAUCCCGCAGUCACAGUGAAAAUUCCAAGUUUCAGAGGGACCUGAUGACUCUGAGAACAAAUUUCAGCAAUGUCACUUCUAACACUACGGCUGAGAUUAAGGAACUGCACUCCCAGGAUGGCAGUUUGCAAGAAACCAUAACACUUCUGAAAGCCAAGGUAGAAAACCAUGAGCACGAACUGCAAGCAGCCCACAGCUUGAAUGACAAGGUGUUGUCUCUAAAGAGCAAGCUGGAGAAAGAACAGCAGGAACUCAAAGAAGAUUAUUCCGAAAUGCUCCUACAAGUCCAGCAGCUGGCCAAAGACCUGACCUCCCUGUAUUGUGAGAUGGCUGCUCUCAAGAGCAAUGACACUCAAAAUACCUGCUGUCCCGCUAACUGGCUGGAGCAUGAAGACAGCUGCUACUGGUUCUCUCGUACUGGGAAGACCUGGAAUGAGACGAAUAAGUACUGCCAGCUGAAGAACGCGCACUUGGUGGUCAUCAACUCCAGAGAGGAACAGAAUUUUGUUGUACAACACACGUCCUCUAUGAACACUUGGAUCGGCCUCACUGAUCAAAAUGGGUCCUGGAAAUGGGUGGAUGGAACAGACUAUGAGACAGGUUUCAAGAACUGGAGUCCAGAUCAGCCGGAUGACUGGUAUGGACAUGGGCUUGGAGGAGGUGAAGACUGUGUCCACUUCAGAGAUGAUGGCCACUGGAAUGAUAAUGUCUGCCAGAGGCCCUAUCGCUGGGUCUGUGAGACAGAGCUGAAGAGGGCCAGCUAGGAGCCUCCUCUCCCCUACUUUAUUCCCUCAAUGCCUUCAUUUGCUGAAGCGGCCUGAAUUGGGGAUCCUCCUAUCUGUGGGCCUCCUGCAGCUUCUCAGCGAUUUUCAUCUAGGACUUUAAGGGAAGGUGAAAUGAUGGUGUCUGAGAAAUGUAAAAUGAUGUUUGGAGGGGUGGAGAUAUUGAAAUCCAUGCCAGUUUUUGCAGUUUUUAAAGUAAAAAGAAGAGAAAUAUACUAAACAUUCUGAGUU